UCCCAUCCCAUGGAGCUGGAGGGGCAGUGGUGGAAAGGACAGCUGGCUGCUGAUAUUCAUCAAGCACUCCGAUACAAGGAGUUGAAGUUGCCCACCUAUAAAGGCCAGUCACCUCAGCUAAAUCUCAGGCGGUAUUUUGCAGAUCUGAUUGCUAUUGUGAGCAAUCGCUUUACUCUUUGCCCUGCAGCUCGGCAUCUUGCUGUCUAUUUGCUUGACCUCUUUAUGGAUCGAUAUGACAUCUCCAUCCAGCAGCUGCAUUUAGUUGCACUUUCCUGUUUGCUUCUAGCAAGUAAAUUUGAAGAAAAGGAAGAUAGUGUGCCCAAACUAGAGCAGCUGAACAGCCUUGGUUGUAUGACUAACAUGAAUCUAGUAUUAACAAAACAAAAUUUGCUACACAUGGAACUACUGCUAUUAGAAACAUUUCAGUGGAACCUCUGCCUUCCAACAGCUGCCCAUUUUAUUGAGUAUUAUCUUUCUGAAGCAGUACAUGAAACAGAUCUGCAUGAUGGCUGGCCAAUGGUUUGUCUGGAAAAAACCAAAUUAUACAUGGCAAAGUACGCUGAUUAUUUUUUGGAAGUGUCACUGCAAGAUUAUGCCUUUCUAAAUUACGCACCUUCUCUAGUAGCUGCUGCAUGUGUGGCUUCAUCAAGAAUCAUUCUUCGUCUUUCCCCAACGUGGCCUACUAGAUUACAUCGCCUAACUGCCUACUCUUGGGAUUUCCUGGUGCAGUGCAUUGAACGUUUAUUGAUUGCUCAUGAUAAUGAUGUAAAAGAAGCCAACAAACAGAAAGGACAGCCUGGCCCCCAGCAAGGUCAGCUGAGUGUGUUUCACCCUGCAUCCCAAACGACACGACCAGUCCCCAUCCAGCAGCCUCAGUAUCUCCAUCAGGCACAUCCAACCUCACUGCAGUAUCGCCAUCCAGUGUCAGAGCAACAAAACUGUCAACAGAUAGUAUCUACCAGCACUCACACCUCAACCUACACAUUACAGACUUGUCCUACUGGCUUACAGACCAACGUUCAAGGCCUUGGGCAUGUGCAGACUGGUGUUGGCAUGUCCCUGGCAAUACCAGUAGAGGUUAAACCAUGUCUUAGUGUUUCUUAUAACAGAAGUUAUCAAAUAAAUGAACAUUAUCCUUGUGUCACUCCAUGCUUUGAGAGGUGAGGAUUUGUCAACAUAAGCAUUGAUCCAAACUUUAUUCUCAUCACCUCUAAGGAUAUAGAUUAAAGAGAACGAACUCUAUUCAGAAGGAAAGCAGAGCUGAAUGCUAACAAGAUUUCAAACAUUGAACCCACUAAAAUUGAAUUUAAAAUAUUCCUUUCAUUGCAUCAUGUAUCCAUGAGGAAAACUGAAAUAAUAAUUACAAGCAUGUCAAAUCUGUUGCAUGUUAUUUCCACAAGAAUCUGUAGAGCAAAA
Molecule: messenger RNA, 1416 nt
Organism: Gracilinanus agilis (Agile Gracile Mouse Opossum)
Lineage: Eukaryota; Metazoa; Chordata; Mammalia; Didelphimorphia; Didelphidae
Gene: CCNJ
Product: cyclin J
Exons: 5
Coding region: 10-1164 (384 amino acids)
Biological process (GO): mitotic cell cycle phase transition; regulation of cyclin-dependent protein serine/threonine kinase activity
Cellular component (GO): cyclin-dependent protein kinase holoenzyme complex; nucleus; cytoplasm
Molecular function (GO): cyclin-dependent protein serine/threonine kinase regulator activity
Source: RefSeq, a predicted model, not a curated record